Messenger RNA from Hippocampus comes (tiger tail seahorse), 1413 nucleotides. It is a transcript of the gene cldn1, whose product is annotated as claudin 1. The coding region runs from base 173 to 808 and encodes 211 amino acids. The transcript has 4 exons. Gene Ontology annotation, molecular function: structural molecule activity. Lineage: Eukaryota; Metazoa; Chordata; Actinopteri; Syngnathiformes; Syngnathidae. Gene Ontology annotation, cellular component: bicellular tight junction; membrane. The record is from RefSeq and is a predicted model, not a curated record.
UCACUCCCAGUGAUACACUGAUAGAAAAAAAAUUGUGUGUGUCAAAGAAAGAACCUCAGCACCAAAACAUCAGCCUCAUUUGGGUUUUUUUUCCCCAACUUGGAGUUUUUAAAUUCAUACUUGGAUUUGAUUUGAUUUUCCUCUUGUGGUAUUUUUGCUCUUGAUUUGAAACAUGGCCAAUGCUGGAAUACAACUGCUUGGCUUCUCACUGGCCUUCGUGGGCUUCAUUGGCUCCAUCGCAUCCACUAUCAUGGUGGAGUGGAAGGCUUCAUCCUACGCGGGAGACAACAUCGUUACAGCUCAGGCACUUUAUGAAGGCCUCUGGAAAACCUGUGCAUGGCAGAGCACGGGCCAAGUUCAGUGUAAAGUAUAUGAUUCAAUUCUCCAACUACCAGCCAUUGUUUUGGGCACACGAGGACUGAUGCUGACGGCCAUCUUUCUCUGCUUGAUUGCCCUCUUGGUGGCAAUGGUGGGCAUGAAGUGCACCACGUGUUUGGCAGAACAGCCGGAGCAGAAAGCCAAAGUGGCUUUAACAAGCGGAAUCAUCUUGAUUAUUGCAGGCCUCCUGGCCCUGGUGGGAACAUCUUGGUACGGCCACAGAAUAGCUCAAGACUUUUACAACCCGUUCACACCAACCAACGCAAGGUACGAAUUUGGAAGUGCCCUCUUUGUGGGAUGGGGCGCUGCGAUCCUCAUCAUUAUCGGAGGAGGCUUCUUGUGCUGCAACUGCCCCAAACAGGACUCAGGGAAAGCUCCACGCUACCCACGAACCAACGCAGCCAGCAACUCGGGCAAAGACUACGUGUAGGCUGUCUUUCUCACCAGAAAUAAACAGGCCAUUGGAGGUUGUUAUGUAGGAUUUAUUGUGCAAAAUGUACAGGAUAUUGGCUUUGUUAAAUGUUGCUUAGUCGUACUAUUAUAUCUAUCUAUCUAUCUAUCUAAUUAGCUAGCUAGCUAUCUAGCUGGCCAACUAGAUAGCUCUCUCUCUCUCUCUCUCUCUCUAUUAGGGCUGGGCUAUUAAACAAAAUGUAAUCGUGAUUUUGGUUUUUCUCAAUCUUUAAAACGGUAUAAUAAAAGAAAAAUGAUUGUGUCGUCUAUGCGAUUCUGCCGUCCGUGAGCAUGCUUUAAGCUGUUUAAUGAAACCCCAGUCGGAGUUUACUGUAAAACUAAACACACAACAAAAAGAAUUACUCACAUUGUAGAUUUAAACACAAAAUAUGCUACUGCUAAUGCUCAAGUCAGUGUAAAAUCCCAAUGACACGCUAAUGGGAAAUUAGCAUCGACUUCAAGGGUGAUAUUCCUUCAAAAUAGCAUACAAAAUCUGUGGGAAUACAUUAACACUACUCAAAGGCACACAUUCUUCCUAUUUGUGAAAAACAAGUUGUAUUAAUAAAGCUCAAUCACAUAUUUCUU